CUCUGUGCCGGGACCGGAAGUAGCUUUCUACCCGACCGCAUUUUGCUGGUGGCUGCAUUUCCGGUAGCGACGGCGGGAAUCCGGUUGUUGGCGGGUGUCUAGGCCUCUGCGGAGGCGAAUCCGGCGGGAAUCGGAGCCAUCAGAGCCGCCACCAUGACUGUGGGCAAGAGCAGCAAGAUGCUGCAGCACAUCGACUACAGGAUGAGAUGCAUCCUGCAAGAUGGCCGGAUCUUCAUUGGCACCUUCAAGGCUUUUGACAAGCAUAUGAAUUUGAUCCUCUGUGAUUGUGAUGAGUUCAGAAAGAUCAAGCCAAAGAACUCCAAACAAGCAGAAAGGGAAGAGAAGCGAGUCCUUGGUCUGGUGCUGCUUCGAGGGGAGAACCUGGUCUCAAUGACAGUAGAAGGACCCCCUCCCAAAGAUACUGGCAUUGCUCGAGUGCCACUUGCUGGAGCUGCUGGGGGCCCAGGAAUUGGCAGGGCUGCUGGCAGAGGAAUCCCAGCUGGUGUUCCUAUGCCCCAGGCUCCUGCAGGUCUUGCUGGACCAGUCCGUGGGGUUGGUGGGCCAUCCCAACAGGUGAUGACCCCUCAAGGAAGAGGCACUGUUGCAGCUGCUGCUGCUGCUGCCACUGCCAGUAUUGCAGGAGCUCCAACCCAGUACCCACCAGGCCGUGGGGGUCCUCCACCACCUAUGGGCCGAGGGGCACCCCCUCCAGGCAUGAUGGGCCCACCUCCUGGUAUGAGGCCUCCUAUGGGUCCCCCAAUGGGGAUUCCCCCUGGACGAGGGACCCCGAUGGGCAUGCCCCCUCCAGGAAUGCGGCCCCCUCCCCCAGGGAUGCGCGGCCUUCUUUGACCCUUGGCCACAGAGUUAUGGAAGUAGCUCCACAGAGGCGUGGGCCCGAUUCCCCAGGGCCACGUUACCACAGACCUGUUUGUUUGUUAUGCUGUUGCUCGCGGAGUCUCACCGGAUUGUCUGGUUUCCCUUACAGGGCCCCCUCCCCCGGGAAUGCGCCCACCAAGGCCCUAGACUCAUCUUGGUCCUCCUCAGCUCCUUGCCUGUUUCCUGUAAGGCUGUACAUAGUCCUUUUAUUUUCCUUGUGGCCUAUGAGACUGGUUUAUAAUAAACUCUCAAGAGAAUAUUGUAAAUGCACCUGAUGUAUCCAUUUGUAAGCAUCCUUUGAUAUAUUGGGUGCUUAAUAAUUAGAGUCAAAAGGGUUGCCUUGGAAAAAUUAGCCCUAAUCUUAGUUGCUUCCCUGUAAAAUACUUUACUACACCAUUGCAUCUGAUAUAUAAUAGUCCCAUAAUAAGAGAUUUGCAAAAUUGGACCAUAUGAAACAUUUUGUCUCAUCAAAACUCAAAAAACUUCAGCUUGUUGAAAUAAACAUUCAUAUGCUGUUGGUAA
Messenger RNA from Marmota monax (woodchuck), 1398 nucleotides. RefSeq names its product small nuclear ribonucleoprotein polypeptides B and B1 (gene Snrpb). The transcript is spliced from 7 exons. NCBI's taxonomy places the organism in Eukaryota, Metazoa, Chordata, Mammalia, Rodentia, Sciuridae. Gene Ontology annotation, molecular function: RNA binding. The coding region runs from base 154 to 849 and encodes 231 amino acids. The record is from RefSeq and is a predicted model, not a curated record. Gene Ontology annotation, biological process: mRNA splicing, via spliceosome. Gene Ontology annotation, cellular component: catalytic step 2 spliceosome; cytoplasm; U1 snRNP.